Meleagris gallopavo (turkey) is the source of this 1058-nucleotide messenger RNA. The record is from RefSeq and is a predicted model, not a curated record. NCBI's taxonomy places the organism in Eukaryota, Metazoa, Chordata, Aves, Galliformes, Phasianidae.
AUGCCUUCAAUUAAGCUGCAGAGUUCAGAUGGAGAGAUUUUUGAAGUUGAUGUUGAAAUUGCAAAACAGUCUGUGACCAUAAAGACUAUGCUGGAAGACUUGGGAAUGGAUGAUGAAGGCGAUGAUGACCCAGUCCCUCUUCCAAAUGUCAACGCAGCUAUUUUAAAAAAGGUGAUUCAGUGGUGCACCCAUCACAAAGAUGAUCCACCUCCUCCUGAGGAUGAUGAGAACAAGGAGAAAAGAACAGAUGACAUCCCUGUGUGGGAUCAAGAAUUUCUGAAAGUAGACCAAGGAACACUUUUUGAACUCAUCCUGGCUGCAAAUUACUUGGACAUCAAAGGUUUGCUUGAUGUCACAUGCAAGACAGUUGCCAACAUGAUCAAGGGGAAAACUCCAGAAGAAAUUCGCAAGACAUUCAAUAUUAAGAAUGACUUCACUGAAGAGGAGGAAGCACAGGUACGUAAGGAGAACCAGUGGUGUGAAGAGAAGUGAAGCAUUGUGCCUGACACUCGAACACUGUAAGGAUUGUUCCAAAUACUAGUUGCACUGCUCUGUUCAUAAUUGUUAAUAUUAGACAAAUGCAGCAGCAAAUGAAGUUGUGUUAGCAAGAUAUUGUUCCCUUUGCAUGUGUAGUGUUGUUUUUUUUGAGUAUAAAUUUAAAUCGGCGUUUUUACUAGUGUAAUGGGAUGUCUUUUUACUUUACUCUGCAACGAAUAAAACUGAACCAAGUGUGGAUUCUGUUUGGAAAGUAGCACUUAAGGUUGUCAUUUUCAUUAUACUUUUUUAACUGUUCCUAGUCCAGUUACAAUCUUAAGUGUUGACUCCACCAUUGUAAAUAAAACCACCUUUGCUUUCUUCUUCAGGAAGAACAAAACACUUAUUUACAGGGUAUUGAUGGCUUCAGAAAGGAAAAUUAAAUGUGUCUUGGGGAGCUACAUAAAGUUUAAAAAAAAAAAAAUUGUUGGAUUUCUUACAGAGACAUUUUGGAAAAAUUGGUAUUACUUAACGCUAUCUAACUUUAAGGAUGGUUCUUGUUCUGCAUUUAAAAAAAAAAAAAA